Tachysurus fulvidraco (yellow catfish) is the source of this 1030-nucleotide messenger RNA. It is a transcript of the gene hikeshi, whose product is annotated as heat shock protein nuclear import factor hikeshi. Gene Ontology annotation, cellular component: nucleus; cytosol. Bases 174 to 767 code for a protein of 197 amino acids. Gene Ontology annotation, molecular function: Hsp70 protein binding; nuclear import signal receptor activity. The record is from RefSeq and is a predicted model, not a curated record. The transcript has 5 exons. Lineage: Eukaryota; Metazoa; Chordata; Actinopteri; Siluriformes; Bagridae. Gene Ontology annotation, biological process: protein import into nucleus.
CCGGGGUCAGAGGGCGGCUCAGUACUGCCUACUUUUCGAAGUUUCUAGCAGCAGAAUAAUAUCCUGCGGUCAUAAAAAUAAUGGUUAUGAUUUCUGUAGAUUUUCUUUCUUAGUUGAAAACAGUCAUUUAUUAGACUAGAGAGCUACAGUGGAGAUCAGACUGACAGCUGAUCAUGUUUGGGUGUCUAGUUGCAGGCAGAUUGGUCCAGACCGACGCCCAACAGGUCGCGGGUGAUAAAUUUGUGUUCAACCUGCCGGACUAUGAGAAUGUGAACCACGUGGUGGUGUUCAUGCUGGGUACAGUGCCUUUUCCUGCUGGAAUGGGAGGUGCUGUUUAUUUCUCCUUCCCUGAUCCCAGUGUAGGUCAAGUGUGGCAGCUCCUGGGCUUCAUCACCAACGAAAAGCCAAGUGCCAUUUUUAAAAUUUCUGGCUUGAAAGCUGGUGAGGGUGGAACUCACCCGUUCGGAAUGAUGGCUGCCCCGCAGGCCGCCUCGGUGGCUCAGGUUGGCGUUUCAGUUGAACCUCUCGACCAGCUCGCUCAACAGACCCCAGUUUCCAAUGCGACCGUCUCCACCAUGGAUUCCUUCACACAGUUCACACAGAAGAUGUUGGAGAGCCUGUACAACUUCACCUCCUCCUUUGCUCUGACACAAGCUCAGAUGAUGCCAAACCCCACGGAAACGUAUGUUCCAGCCAGCUCCAUCUUUAAAUGGUAUGAAAACUUCCAGAGACGAAUGGUGCAGAAUCCAAACUUCUGGAAGACAUGACAUGCUUCAAAUAAACAAUGCUCUUUAAUUAAGAGACGAGAAGGAAAUUGUGAAUUCAUGUUACCGUGUGGCAGGAAACAGUUUACUUAAUCAGUAUAGUUUAUGGAUUUUAUGGAACAGAAAUGUAAAUACAGUGUUACUGAAAAUGUUUUAAUGCAGACAACACUGACUGUUUCCGGUUCACCAGCUGAGGAUGACUUACAGACUUUUCAUAUAAUGCAUGACUGAUAUUUAUAACGUAGAUAUAAAAAUGCAUCCCUUUA